AUGAUAUUCAAUAGGAAUUAUUCAAGAACAAGACAAUCUUCUAAAAAUAUAAAACAAACAAACGAUAAUGAUUUACCGAUAACAAAUGGUCUCAUGGCUAAAUUAAAAUGUUACUAUUUUUACGAUAUUUGGAAAGAAUUUUACCAAGAAUUUGAUAAUUCAGUUAUAGAAAUUAACGAAAGUGGAGGAAUUGCUUACAAUAUUAACGCUAAAAUAUUAGUUUACAACGUCUUAUUUCAAGACAAUUUUGAUAAUUCCAUUAUAUAUAUAAAAUCAAAUGAUUUUAAAUUUCUUAUUUCAAAUUCUAUAUUUGAUAGCAUUUCAUUAACUGGUAGUGAUAAUUCAUGUAUUUGCCAAGACGGUGGAUCAUGUGUUCAACAUCAAAUUUGCGUAAAAAACAUUUCUUCAAAUCAUUUUUCAAAAAUUGAAGUUUCAACUUAUGAUAAUAAUAUUAACUAUUUUAUAGAUUCAUCCAUAAUUGAUAUAGAAGUUCAAGAAUAUGCUAUUUCUCAGAAUAAUGGCAAUGAAUUAAUUGAUAAAUCAAACAUUUCGAAUGCAUUUGGCGGUAUUGAAAUUCUCAACCAACCAAAAAAUUCAAAAGUUUCAUAUUCAUCUUUUAUGAAUAACAGAGCAUAUAACAUAGCUUAUUUGUUAUAUUUUGAAACAUUCAAUGGAAACUUUCACCAUCUUAUUAUUGAUUCAAAUAAUGCAUACACUGCAAUAAUUUUUUUAUAUGGUGAUGACCAAUUUGUUAUAUCUAGCUGCAAUAUUAUUAAUAAUUAUGCAAAUUAUUUAAUUGAAUUAUAUAGGAAUGUAAUUAUAUCAAAUUGUUUUAUAGAUAGAAAUAACGGUGAAAUAGUUUAUGACAAUUAUCAACUCAUUGAACCUGCAGAUAAACAAAUAGAUCUAAAGAAUUCAAAUGCAGGAGAUGAUUUAUGUAAUGGAGAUUCUUUCAUUUUCAAUAAAAUCUUGUUCAAAAACAUCUCUGUAAGAAAUUUAAACUAUCCAAUCAUAGAAUACAACGAAAAUAUUCAACUUGAAAUUUCCGCUUUUGGAACAUCAACAAAAAUCGAAAUUGUAACAUGGAUUGAUGCCGACGAAACUAAUUUUAUUCCUCAUGAUCUACAACCUAUUAUUGAACAUAACUUAGAAGGUGUUUUUGGAAAACAUAUACUUAACAUCAAAUUCGAAUCAAAUGGAAAUUAUAUACUUAAAAGUUUUGAAUUCACUAGAAGAAAUGAAGCUAUAAUUAAUAUCAUGGAUUUAAUUUACACUGGAAAUAAAGUUGCAAUCACAGGUACAGUUGAUAAAACAUUCAAUGAUUGUUUCAUUUGUUUAUCAUUCGAUAACAAAACAUGUUCAAAGAACUUUCCUAUUUUCUCAAAUGAAUUUGAUAUUGUUUCAAACAUUCCAGAUAACUCUUAUUUCAAGAGUUCAUCAAUAUUUAUUCACGUUCGCAACAAAAAUGAUAAAAUUCUUGGCUCAACACAUCAAAAACUUUCCAAAAUAAAUUCAACAAAUAAUUGUUUUCCAGUUUAUUCAUUACGGCGAAAACAUUGA
Trichomonas vaginalis G3 is the source of this 1560-nucleotide messenger RNA. RefSeq lists its product as uncharacterized. Bases 1 to 1560 code for a protein of 519 amino acids. The record is from RefSeq and is a predicted model, not a curated record. The transcript has a single exon. NCBI's taxonomy places the organism in Eukaryota, Parabasalia, Trichomonadida, Trichomonadidae.